Psylliodes chrysocephalus is the source of this 3389-nucleotide messenger RNA. The record is from the annotation of a GenBank genome assembly. Lineage: Eukaryota; Metazoa; Arthropoda; Insecta; Coleoptera; Chrysomelidae.
UCUUCCGUCUUCCUCCAUCUCUCCACACGCGGUAAAACGUCGUCUACUUUUUAUAUUGUUCUCAUGUUAAGUUAAAAUUUAAUUUAUUUUUUAAUAAUAAAUUGUGUAAUAUUUUUUUAUUUAUUUAAGAAAGAAUGUUGCUAGGUACAGUGUGUCUUUAAAAUUAGUUUCAUUUUAGAUCUAUAAAUUAUGACUGAAUGUAAUCUUCAGCAUUAUAAAAAGGAAGAAACUUUUUGCUAUCCACCUUGGUGUUCAGUGUGUGAGAGAGGUCCACAGAGAAGGCGUUCAAUUAGCGAAACUAAUGAACCCUGUAGAAGAAAAAGUAAAGAACUAAAAACCCUUAUUCCAAAAAAAUACAACCGGAGUCAAGAGUAUGAAAACAUGGAGUUUGAGUAUGAAUGUAAGGGCCAAUGGCAAGAAAAAGACAUGAGAUACGAGUUUACUAGAAUAAGAUCUAAUCUUUGUGAGUUACCUACAUCCUAUAUAUCAAACAACUGUCAAGUUUCCAGUAAUGUGACAAAUCCAAAAAUAUCCAAUGAGCUAAGUAGUUUUGAUUGCAUGAAAACUUUCAACGUUUAUGAAAGUCCAAUAAAAUUUACAAAGGUCAAUGAUCAAAUUGAAAAUUUAGGUGAUAUGCAAGGAAAGCCCAGGAUCCAAAAGAAGCAGGAUUCUAAAUGUUCACUUAGAGGUGGUAACUCAUAUGUAAAGAGCCCUUUGUUAGACCAAUUCCAUAGCAGAAGCGAAUUAAUGAGCAACUACACCAUGACCAGAGUAAGGCCUGAACCAAACAAUUCUACAUGCUCUGAAUUUUGCUCAUUAUCAGAUUUUAAAUUACACAAUAUCCCUGGUUUAAAACCAGUUUGUUUUGAAACUAGCACUUAUUUUAAUAAAAAUGAUGAUGUCUUAAAUAUAUCUGAGAGACAUGCUAGGGAAAUGAAUCGAUUAAGAGAACAAUUAAUGUCCCUAAGAAGUGCACCUUUUAGUCAAAUAGGAAACUUAAAUGAAUCGGAAACUAGCUCAAGUGCCAAUAAAUCUAUACUUAGAAAUUCCAAUAUUCUUGUCUCAAAAGUUAUUCUUCCAAAUCAAAAAAGUCUAGAAAAUAAGGUUGUGCUAAUAAAUGAAAGUAGAAGCAAGCUUUUAAAGAAAUUAUCUGAUGAAACAGACCCUCCAGUAAAAGUUAAUAAGAGUAAAAUAUCUUUGAAAACAAGAGCAAAAGUGAAUUCUGCAAAGUUAAAAUUGAAAACUAAACCAAAAGCUGUUUCCACCAUUUCCACAAGUUCCAACCUUACAGAAAGUGAUGAAUGUGGUUCUGAUAGUGAAAAUGAAACAAAUUUAGAUGAAGUUGAUAAUGUAAGUGAACCAUCUUCUACAGAUGAAAGCAAUAAAGACCCUUCAGAACCUACGCUAUCUAUAGGACCACCCGAAACAGUUUACACUGGCAAUGCUGAUUGGUGUUGGUAUUCAUGGUAUACAAAGUCACGUUCUGGGGAUUCGAUAUAUUGGAUGCUUAGGCCCAGCCUAUUUCCAAACAUUCCGCCUUACAUACGUUUUAAUGCUCACGAUUAUGAAGGAGACGUCAAAUUUCCGUAUACAAAAAAAUUUUUAAAGUGGAAACUCAGCACGAUAACGCCGCUAAUAGUAAGAAAAACCCUCCAAAAUUCCGGGUUUGUCCUUGUUCGAAGUGAGUUUUGCAGAGAAUCAAAUACGUGGCUAGGAACAUGGGGUAAACACAUGAAAUCGCCUCUCUUUAAAACUUUAAGAGAAACUCAAAAACUCAAUCAUUUCCCUGGUACAUUUCAAUUAGGAAGAAAAGACAGAUUAUGGAGGAACUUCCAAAGGAUGAUGUUAAAAUUCGGUGUUAAAGAGUUUGGUUUUUUACCUCAUACAUAUAUUCUACCUCAGGAAAUGAAGUUACUAAAACAAUGUUGGGAAUAUAAAAUUAAUAGUGCAGGAACUAGUGACAUGUGGAUAAUUAAACCUCCUGCUUCUGCUCGCGGUGUUGGCAUAAAAGUGAUUAACAAAUUAUCUCAGAUUCCAAAGAAAAGCUCUUUAGUGGUACAAAAAUACAUUUCCAAUCCAUUUUUAAUAAACGGAAGUAAAUUCGAUUUAAGACUGUAUGUUUUGGUUACGAGCUUCCAUCCUUUAAUAAUUUACUUAUAUCCAGAGGGUUUAGCAAGGUUUGCCAGUGCGAAAUACAGUGCAGAUGUUAAAGAUUUAAAAGAUAGGUAUAUGCAUUUAACAAAUUAUAGUAUAAAUAAAUUAUCCAGCCAGUAUACUGCCAAUGAAGAUUUCAAUUCUUGCGAAGGACAUAAAUGGACAAUCACAAAACUACUGGAAGUGCUGCAAAAUCAAAAUGUAGAUACGAAGAUCCUUUGGAAGAGUUUGCAGCAAUUAGUUAUAAAAACAAUACUAGCAUGUGAGUCACCAGUGGUACAAUUGUGCGAAGAAAAUAUGUUGAGUAGAUAUAAUUGUUAUGAACUUUUCGGAAUUGACGUACUUCUAGAUGAAAAAUUAAAGCCUUGGUUGUUAGAGGUGAACAUCUCUCCGAGCCUUCACAGUGCCUCACCUUUGGACGCUCACGUGAAAGGCCCAAUAGUCCAUACACUUUUUAAUAUGGCCCAAUUCCAUCUACCCCCUAGGAUGAAGUUGCAUAUGGAAGGUGAAGCUCCUGACGUUUUAGAUGCCAGAGUGUACAGUACUACAUUGAAUAAGAGAGAACAAAGAAAACAUUCCCAUUUUGAGCAAUUAGAAAGCAGGAAUGAAUACCUCGACGACAUUCUCAAGAGCUUAACUGGUGACGAUAUCAGGCACUUAACGAGAUACGAAGACGAAUUAUCAGUAAAAGGCAAAUUCGAGAGGAUUUUCCCGUGCCAACAGUCUUAUAAGUACUUGCAGUUUAUGGAGCCAAGGUAUUACAAUAGGUUAUUUGACGCUUGGGAGACGAAAUAUGGCCAGCACAGAGAAGAAGGUAUAACUGUUCUUCAGCAUUUAUGUGAUCAAAAACUUCAUUUGAAAGUACCGCUUUUAAACAAAAAUUUGCCGAAUACGAUCCCUUCAGAUAUGAAUCCACCACCGUCCAAGAUGGAAGCCGGUCUUCCCAUAGAUAAAAUAAAAAUACAAACAACAAUCGAGAACCAAACAUCUCUAGCCGUUUAGUUAAGGAAUAACUAGGAAAAUAUUAGUGAAUAACGCCACGACUGCCAUCGUUAAUAUGAUUAACUUAUUAAAUGUGGUUGAACACAUAAAAAAUUAAGUUGUAAAUUUUAAGUAAAUGUAUCUGUUAAAUUAAAUUUUCGUACAAAUUAUCUCUGCAUUUAUUGUACAAAUUUCAUUUUAUCCUUUUUAUUAAGUUAUUUAAAUUGGUAAUAAAUAAACAUAAAUUCGUAUAA